CAAUGGUGCAGGUUGGGCGGUGGGUAUAAGUUUGCCGAUGCUUAUCACGUUAUGUUCUUGCUCCUGAACAUAUACACGAGCUACAACUCAUUGACAAGCAAAACCGUUUCCAGACGCUCAUAGUACCAGUUUAAGUGAACAGGAGGGGAUCUCUCCCGUUUAGCCUGGGCACGGUUCACUCUGCAUGGCAAUCUGCCAAGGGGAUUCCCGCCCGUCAUCCUGUGGCGCAGUCAAAAUUGCAGGUCCGCAGUUGGUAUAUGCCGCUGAAUCGUGAACAUCCACAUACUCCCUCGACAGUCUUGUCGUAUCACUAAGCCCUCAGACGAUGUCAUGACAGCACCAUCCACGUCCAUCAUGGUGAUCGGUUUGCUGUUUUUGUUGCUCGGGGUGCCGAUGCUGGACGGAUGUCGUAUUGUCCGCAUCUCCGACAAUCAUCCUCCAAGCCACGACACUCAAAUGACAACCUACACGCUGACGGACAUGACUUCAUCUGAAUAUCCGGUGUACCGCAGCGACACCAGCGACUGGUACCUGUACCACAUCCCUGACAAAUGGGUUAUUGGUAAGACUGUAGGUGCAACGGAGGGGUACAGCAUGUUCGUGAAGAGUGACCACUUCAAUGCUGACGAAAUUACUGGAACUUUCUUCAUCCGAUACCAUGGUGUUUGGAGAGCAUCGCCAAACGUUCGGGUAUCAUGUACAGUGGAGAACGUUGCCCUGGGUAAGCCUGCCUCGCAAAGCAGCACCGAUGGGUCCAACACAGCUGACCUGGCUGUGGACGGAGAGAAAGGGACGUCCGUGCCUGAUGGUCAAUGCACCUUGACCAACGCUGAGAUCGACCCGUGGUGGGAAGUUGCCCUCGAGAGAGACUGGCCCAUUUCAACCGUGCGAGUUCUCAAUCGCGGGGACUGUUGUGGGCGCCUCCUCGAGAAUUUUGAAGUUCGAAUAAAAGGAGAGUGGCAGUCGUGGGAAUCAAGUGAAAUCUGCGGGACCCCGUAUCGCCAAAAGCUGUCCAAUGGACAGAGCAUCACGGUGGACUGUGGGCGCCCCAUCGUCGGUAGACACGUUCGGAUCCAGCUGCCUGCGAGGUCGGAUACUGACGUGCUGUCGGUGUGUGAAGUGGAGGUUUAUCCAGGCUUGGGAUGCCCCGAUGGUUACAUCGUCCACGGCGGUUUCUGCUACAAGCCCCACAACACCCCGAUGACCCUCCAGAACGCACAGGCAACAUGCCAACAAGAUGGCGGUACGCUAGCCAUGCCACGUCAUCGUCACACCAACGAGUUCCCUCCAGUGAAUCUGGCGGAUGUCGGGUACCAACCAUUCGGCGGAGCUUUCCUGCCAGCUUUCCCGGUAAGGAUGAAGUUUGAAGAGGCUGAAGCCGCCUGUGAUCGGUUCGGCGGAGGACGUCUUGCUCAGCCCACAACAAAGGAGUUCAAUGACCGCUUGAUGAGCGUGGCAGGAGAGACAUCUCCUGACGAAAGCUUCUGGAUUGGUCUGAAGAUGUAUGAGGACUUCUGGCUAUGGUCUGACGGAACCCCGAGUGAAACGUCAUACAGCAACUGGGCACCAGGAGAACCCUCUGGGGAGGGCUGCGUCACGACGACGUCAGCUGGAGAAUGGAGCGUCAAGAGCUGCGACGAAACGGCGUUUUACAUUUGCCAGAUAGGUGAUGAGAGCUUAUGCGAGAUGGAACCUCACACUACAGUACGAUGUGGUGGAACGGUGAGCGGAAGUUCUGGUCACAUCUUAUCACCAGGAUAUGGAAAACACCUGAACAUCCCGGACGAACUUGACUGUGAGUGGAAAAUCCCAGUCCCAGCCGGCAUGGUCAUCAAGUUCACGGUUGUGGACUUCCAAGUGGAGGACGGCUCCCUGGAGAUAUUCGACUUCUGCCCUUACGGACGCAGCGUCAAAAUUCUGUCAGGAUCUAUCGAAUCGUCUUUGGACAUCACCAACAACGCCGAUGAAGCAUUCCUCAAAUUCAGCUCGAAUGGGCUACAGCCAACGCAUGGCUUUAACAUCAGUUACCAAGCCAUUCAACGUCCACCUGGUCUUCAGAUCAGCCAGGGAGAUACCGGUACCAGACAAAAGAGAGCUGUAUUGGCAGGAUUGGCCAUCAAAACUGGCCUCAAGAAAGUCGCCAGCUUUGUGAGCGACAUCCUCUUCAACAUAGCGGGGCUGGUUUUUGAUGCCGUUGGCAGCGCUAGCGUGGAGGGAGAACAGCAACAUCAACAUGUCAUGGAGAAGCUGAAUCUGCUGGAGAGAAAAAUCGAUGGUAUCCAUGAAGAAAUUCAGGAGCUCGGCAUCAUAGAAGAAUUGCGACAUGACAAGGAAAUAGCGGCUCAGCUGUACUCUGCCUCCGAGCAAAGGAUCAAGAACUUGCAAGACACGCUGCACAACCGACUUCAGAUAACAAUCAACGGAACACUAGAGCCCGUCAGUCUUGCUCAGGAGUGGGUGGAAACAGUGUUAAGACAGGACUCGGAAGGCAUGAACCAGGUAAAACCAUAG
Messenger RNA from Branchiostoma floridae (Florida lancelet), 2511 nucleotides. RefSeq lists its product as uncharacterized. NCBI's taxonomy places the organism in Eukaryota, Metazoa, Chordata, Leptocardii, Amphioxiformes, Branchiostomatidae. Bases 331 to 2511 code for a protein of 726 amino acids. The transcript has 13 exons. The record is from RefSeq and is a predicted model, not a curated record.